AUGCCUUUGCGUGACAGCGAUGUUACGGUAAAACGACAUAACUUCAAUGCAUUUGCAUUUGAGAAUUUGGAUGCCGAACCUAUUGAUGCUGAAAUGUGGAAUACCGAGGAUUAUCUGGCACUUUACUUAGAAUAUGACCAAAAUAAUCGACCAAUUGCCUAUGGAGGACCAUUGCAAGAAUAUGGCAAUUAUACUAUGGAGCAGAUAUUGUGGCAUUGGUUGGAACCGGCCAAAGGCCAAGAGGCUACACCAUUUGCAGCUGAACUGCACAUAUUGUUUUAUCACAUAAACUAUAGGAAAUUAAUUAAAUCCAAAGGAAAUCCAUAUUACAGCUGCAUGGCUAUGGUGUUUCCCUUCAAGGUCGUCCAGGAGACAAGACUACGAUUUUUCUCCGAAAUCUCUCAACUUUUACCAAUGUUAAGGACUCCGUCGGAAGUGGUUUUUGUUCCGAAUCACACUAUUCCCUUGUUGGCAGAGCUAAUAAAUGGAAACAUUAGCCAAUUUUAUUCAUAUCAAGGGGCAACCUGUUACACCGACAAUCGAAGGGAAGUUACUUGGUUCGAUUUUAUCUCACCCAUUGAAGUGGGAAUAGAUUUUGCCCAGCAAAUGGAAUAUAUAGAAGCCAAGGAUCAUACACCGAUAAUAAAAAAACUUGUAAAGCAAGAGAGUCCCCAGGGAGUUAUUUUAAAAUCAUUUGAUAAUAGCGGAGUUACCGAAAACAUUGUAGCAGCUGUAUGGCUAUUUAUACUCUUCUUUGUUAGAGCUCAAAUACAAGAGCAAGCUUUUAAUGUGAAUUAA
This is a messenger RNA of Musca domestica (house fly), 798 nucleotides long. RefSeq lists its product as uncharacterized. The coding region runs from base 1 to 798 and encodes 265 amino acids. Lineage: Eukaryota; Metazoa; Arthropoda; Insecta; Diptera; Muscidae. The record is from RefSeq and is a predicted model, not a curated record. The transcript is spliced from 3 exons.